CUUGGAGCGGGUGAAGAAAGGCAUCCUUGGUUUAGCUGUUGCUGUUCUUCAUUGAACAGUUGCUCAGAAUCUAGGCACUUCAGUCGUUUCAUUUCCCGCCUCUCCCCGAUUUCAAUGCACAAAUCACUUGCAUAUCUGUGACCUCGUGUCUCUAUCUCUGGCUCCUUGCUCAGAAGGAUAGAACCGGAGUUCCAAGCGUUUGGACCAAAGGGUCUCCGCUUACCGGAGGGAGCUGUCCGGGGUACUGAAGCUUCGCAAGCCUUCUGUUUCCACCAGCCCCAUGCGCGGUUAGGCUGCACGUUCGUUCUCAUUUCUAUUUUUCUGACUCCCAUGCCUGGGAUAAGGCUACUUUCAGGAUCGUGAAUAUCUCCGUAUCAUGGCCCACGUGAGACAUUUUCGGACACGAGUUUCAGGAUUUUAUUUCUGGGAAGCGACACUGCUACUCAGUUUGGUUGCCACGAAGGAGACAAACAGUGCAAGACCCCGAAGUACUCCAAUGUCACCGUCAGACUUUCUGGACAAAUUAAUGGGGAGGACAUCGGGGUAUGAUGCCAGAAUCAGACCUAAUUUUAAAGGUUCUCCAGUUAAUGUCACAUGCAAUAUAUUCAUAAACAGCUUUGGCUCUAUUGCAGAGACAACUAUGGAUUACAGAGUGAAUAUUUUUCUUCGCCAGAAAUGGAAUGAUCCCCGUCUCGCAUAUAGUGAAUACCCUGAUGAUUCUCUAGAUCUCGACCCAUCCAUGUUAGACUCCAUUUGGAAACCUGAUUUGUUCUUUGCCAAUGAAAAAGGUGCCAAUUUUCAUGAAGUUACUACAGACAAUAAACUGCUAAGAAUUUUCAAAAAUGGAAAUGUUCUUUACUCAAUAAGAUUAACAUUAACACUUUCCUGCCCAAUGGAUCUGAAGAAUUUUCCAAUGGAUGUGCAAACAUGUAUAAUGCAACUGGAAAGCUUUGGGUACACAAUGAAUGAUCUAAUUUUUGAAUGGCAAGAUGAGGCACCUGUACAAGUGGCAGAAGGACUCACUUUGCCCCAGUUUCUUUUGAAAGAAGAAAAAGAUUUACGAUAUUGCACUAAACAUUACAACACAGGAAAGUUUACUUGUAUAGAAGUACGAUUCCAUCUGGAACGACAGAUGGGAUACUACCUUAUCCAGAUGUACAUCCCCAGUCUCCUGAUCGUUAUUCUGUCCUGGGUUUCAUUCUGGAUCAACAUGGACGCAGCUCCCGCAAGGGUAGCUUUGGGAAUAACUACUGUGCUGACUAUGACCACACAGAGUUCCGGGUCACGAGCCUCCUUACCAAAGGUUUCCUAUGUCAAAGCCAUUGAUAUUUGGAUGGCGGUGUGUCUCCUUUUUGUGUUUUCUGCGCUUCUGGAGUACGCAGCUGUAAAUUUUGUAUCAAGACAACACAAGGAACUCCUGCGAUUUCGACGAAAGAGAAAGAAUAAGACAGAAGCUUUUGCAUUGGAGAAGUUUUACCGUUUCUCAGACACGGAUGAUGACAUAAGAGAAAGUCGAUUCAGCUUCACAGCCUAUGGAAUGGGACCAUGUCUGCAAACAAAAGAUGGCUUAGCUCCAAAAGGUCCAAACCAUCCUGUCCAGGUAAUGCCCAAAAGCCCAGAUGAAAUGAGGAAGGUCUUUAUUGACCGGGCCAAGAAGAUUGACACCAUCUCCAGAGCCUGCUUCCCAUUAGCUUUUUUGAUUUUUAACAUUUUCUACUGGGUUAUCUAUAAAAUUCUUAGGCAUGAAGAUAUUCAUCAGCAACAAGAUUAAGUGGGAGGCGCUUUAAACACUACCAUCCAAUUCAGAAGAGUUUCUUUACUAUAGGUGUAUGUGUGAGUACAUACGUGUGUGCUGUACAAAUGGCUAUUGUAUUAAAGUGGCAUUUGGGAAAAGUUGUAUUUUGAUUUUCUAUAUAAAGUCAAGAAUCAGACUGAGUCUUUUAGUGGAUAUCAAAUAUAUAUUACGGGAAUUCUAUUUCAUAUUAACUCAAAAUGAUGUUGCUUUUUUCACAGUAAAUCGUGUAAGUGGAAGCUUUUCCCACCAGUGUGUUUGUAUGUUAUAUAAUAUUACAUA
Messenger RNA from Fukomys damarensis (Damara mole-rat), 2074 nucleotides. RefSeq names its product glycine receptor alpha 3 (gene Glra3). NCBI's taxonomy places the organism in Eukaryota, Metazoa, Chordata, Mammalia, Rodentia, Bathyergidae. Bases 377 to 1771 code for a protein of 464 amino acids. Gene Ontology annotation, molecular function: glycine binding; transmembrane signaling receptor activity; transmitter-gated monoatomic ion channel activity. Gene Ontology annotation, cellular component: neuron projection; synapse; plasma membrane. The transcript is spliced from 10 exons. Gene Ontology annotation, biological process: regulation of membrane potential; nervous system process; signal transduction. The record is from RefSeq and is a predicted model, not a curated record.